Molecule: messenger RNA, 3850 nt
Organism: Toxotes jaculatrix (banded archerfish)
Lineage: Eukaryota; Metazoa; Chordata; Actinopteri; Toxotidae
Gene: klf9
Product: Kruppel-like factor 9
Exons: 2
Coding region: 453-1139 (228 amino acids)
Biological process (GO): regulation of transcription by RNA polymerase II
Molecular function (GO): DNA-binding transcription factor activity, RNA polymerase II-specific; RNA polymerase II cis-regulatory region sequence-specific DNA binding
Source: RefSeq, a predicted model, not a curated record
GUUUCUUGGAGUUGAGAGAGGUGCUGCUCGCUGUAAAAUAGGACAAGUUGACGCAUGUGUGGGAGCGCACACUACGGCGGAAUAAAUGCGGACACAAUAACUCAGUCGGCUGUUUUUAUUGAUCCGUCACUUAGAAAUUAAAAGGGCGUCUGGAAGGAGAAGGAAAGAAGAAGAGCCGGGAGACUAUUGACACUGCCUUCUUUCCUGGCAGGGUGUUUAUUUAUCCGCCCCGCAACCUCAACAAGAAAACGCAGCCUUUGCGGAAUAGUCACAUUGAAGACGACACGUGUGGAUGGUUAACCACAUGUUUUCUGGGAGGAGGACUUCUGCCUGAUCGCUUCACUGUAUCCGUUGUCGCAUUGUUUUUUUUUUUUUUUUAUCGGUUCUUCAUUUUAAACAUAAAGCUACUCUCGAUACGUUGUGUCUUUUCUCCAUCCGGAUCUAUUGCCGUGAUGUCGGAGGUUGACGUCUCUGCGGACUGUGUCCCCAGCCGACCACCGGGGCGGACAGAGGACAUGUUGAAAGAGAACCAGGAGAACAGGACUUUGCUGAUGGUGGCAAUGAUUUUACUGGACUUGAACAAAUGCAAUCCUAAUACUAUCAGCACUGGAGCCAGCAUAUGUCUCGGGGGCAGCGACACCGGCACGCAGGAGAAGGUGGAGCGGGGAAGUUGUCGGCUGACCGCCGGGGACAGCCGGGACUCGUUGGCACCCAAACGGUCCCGGAACAAGAAGGCGGCGGCGGCAGCGGCGGGGAGGAGGCAGGAGUCCCCCGAAAAGAGACACUGCUGCCCCUUUACCGGCUGUGGGAAGAUGUAUGGCAAGUCGUCCCACCUCAAAGCCCACCUUAGGGUCCAUACCGGUGAGCGCCCCUUCGAAUGUACCUGGCCAGACUGUGGCAAGAAGUUCUCACGGUCAGACGAGCUGACCCGUCACUAUCGCACGCACACGGGCGAGAAGCGCUUCAACUGUCCAAUGUGUGACAAGUGCUUCAUGAGGAGCGACCACCUGACUAAACAUGCCCGACGUCAUGCAGGCUUCCAUCCCAGCAUGCUCCAGGGCUCCAGUGCAGCUAAGAGACGCCGCUGCUCUAUGUCUGUGUCCUCUGAUUCUGGAGACCAAAGCCCUGUAGGGGUGUGAGACACACCCACACACUGUACAUAUAUACACAUAAAGGUACAUGUAGUCGAUACAGAGGCAUACACAAGCAUGGACACACCCACAUGUGUGGAGUGUGCACCUACCUACACACAAACAAAUCCCUUCAAGUCAGACAACCCCACCAGCCAGGCACAUUGUGCAACAGCAAACUAGAGCUUCCCCCUCUUAUCCCCUGAGGUGACUGGUAUUUAUAAAGGGUUAUUCAGGGUCUGUCAGACAGGUCGAGUUGUUUUGCCAUUUCUAAUUAUUUUAAUUUGCAUUGUGUGACUUUUUUUUUUUUUCAGGAAGAACGUGCCAUCCAAGUGGUAUUCAUGAACGAACAUACUGUAGUUUUUAUAAACACUACAUGUUUCACUUUGCAUCACAGACAUCAGGAAAAAAAAAUCUUACGACUGAGAUAUUCCCAGCUAGUCAAAAAGUUUUGGGAAUAGUCCUUUGGUGAAUGUUACUAUUGCACACAUAUACUUACACUUGCACAGUUAUUCUUCAGUGCAGAACAAGGCAAAUAUACAGAUUAGCAGUAUUAUCAUGUAAAUAGAUUAAACAGAAUACCUUUCAGAUGGACGAUAUACUCAGUAUACUGUAGUUAAGUGUUAUUAGAGAGUAAUAAGACAAAGCUAUAUUAUAGAGAAUUACAGAUUUUGGGUAUUUAAUUUCAUACGUUUGGCUAUGGACGUAGUAAAUCAGGUAUACUGUGAGCUUGUAGGUGUAGACAGUGUGUUUCCUGUGUUGAAACAUAAAUGUUGCCACAUGAUGAUAAACUUGCAAAUACUUGCACCAAAAUACCUUUAAGGUACUUUGGAAAGGCCAUGAUACAUAAGCAAACCUCACGGGCAAAUAAAUGUCGUCUUUUGUGUUGCUUUUUCAGGCUUGAAUUGUGUCAGUAGUGCAGGAAAACACAACAGGGCAAAGCCUUCUACAGGUAAAGUGGUAACUUUACUUCUUCCCCUCUUCUGUGUUAAGAACACAUUGAUUCAUGUUUAGUAAAAAAAAAAAAAAGUGUGCAAACUGUAAACAGGAAUGUCUACACUUUUUAUGGGUUUUGUAGCAGAGAGGAAUUUCUACAUUUUCAACCUUUGGAAAUACUACCUGAAUGAACAUUGUCAGAUUAUUUAUGUUGAUAUUCAAUACUCUGAAUAUCAAUGACUGUCUCUUAUAUAGAUAUAUGUAUAUGUAUACCAACAGUGCCAGUUGCUGUACAUUGAAACUAACUUUUGUUUACUCUGUAUCUGGACUGCAUUUUAUCAGGGAAUAAUGUGAUGCAUGGUUAUUUCAAUUAAUAUUACACCACCUGGUGGUGACAUGGAAGCACAACAUUUCUCACAACAGAAAGUCAUAAAAGUCUUUUUUUAUUUUUUUUAUUUUCUGUCCUAGCAUUUGAAGGCACACCCUUUUGAUUAGUUUGUUUGUGAAUCAAUGAAUUCCAUCAUGUAGCAUGUUUAUAUGUAUUUGUUUGGUACAAUGUAUUUUUUAUUUGUCUGGUAAUCUUUUGUAAUAUUACUAAUGGGAUGAGAGGUCUUAUUCGUACACUACAGGAGCCAGGAACAUGAUUGAUGUCAUUACUUUUCUUUUUAUACUUGCCACAUAAUGCAUUAAAACAUCCAGACAGAGUGUAAAGUUAUGGGUAGUAAACCCCGUAGAACACAAACUACAUACAUUUGUAACAUGAAAUGCUGUUUUUUCUUUUCUGGCAUUAUGACAACUGUGAUUAGAUGUUGGUGCCUUUCAGGUCGGAGCCCUUACUUCUGAUGCUACUGUACUGUAAUCAGGGACUGUCGGUGCAGACCCCAUGUUAUCGCAAUAUACAUGCAGAUGGGUGACAAAUUAAAAGAAAAAAGCUGAAUAAAUGAGUGGAGAAACAUACACUUAAAGAAUGCAGGUGAUCCCACACAGGUGUACUGCAUGGUGCAAUUAAGCAGUUAACAUCCACUCAUGCUCUGUGUCAUGUAUAAGAAGGCUGAGCAGGCCCAGGUGAUUCUGAUUUUGUAUCAAGAUGGAAAGAGGAAAAGAUCUAAGUGACUUUGAAAGAAGGUCCAUCAUUGUUGGGGAACAGAUGGGAGAAACUUCAAUCACAAAGACUGAUCAACUGGCUAGUGUUUCAAUAUGAACAGUGACUGAAGUAACAUUAGCAUUUAGAUUUGUGGGAAAGACGUCAUUAAAUAUGGUCAGAAACUGUGGUCAUCAGCCCACAUGCUGGCAUGGUUUGGGGAAGGGAAGUGUUACUGCAAGUAAAUCAAUGCAAAGUUGUUCUGAGUGAUCAACUUUAUCCUAUGAUAAAUCGUGCCUAUCCUGAUGGAGUGGUCUCUUCUAGGUUGACAAUGCCCCAAAUCAUUGAGCAUGAUUGGUCACUUAAUGGUUUGAUGAGCAUGAAAAUGAUGUGAAUCACUUGCUGUGGCCUUCACAGUCACCAGAUCUCAACCUAGUUGAACACCUAUGGGGGGUUUUGGACUGUCAGACGGUGCUCUUCACCUCCAUCAUUAAAACACAGAACAAACACAAAUGAGGGAACAUCUUUUAGACGAAUGGUUUUCAUCCUCCAGUAGAGUCCAGAGAUUUGUAGAAUCAAUGCGUGUGGUGGCCCAACACAGACACUUUAUGUUGGUUUUUCCUUUUAAUUUGUCACCUGUCUGCAGCUGUGUAAUAAUUACUGCUCUAAAGUUUUAACAUUAAAGUUAUUUUUUCUUUCUAAA